AUGAGUGCAGCACCAUCAUCACAAGACACCCCCGUCGCUACAAAGAUCACUCAGGAGGUCAAGCAGGAAGUCCAUGACCUUCAGUCCGGAGAGAUCGACACCGUCGAGACAAACGCCCGUUACCUCGCCUACCUCGCCCGUUACAAGUCCCUCUUCGUCGCCUCCUCUCGCUAUCUCGCCUACUCUUCCGAUGUCGGCGAGGCCUUCCGUCCCGUCACCGCUCCCUUCUUUGUCAAUGCCAUGUACGGUGUCUCGUUCGCAUACGUUGGAUUUGAUGUCGCAUACGAGGGAUACAAGGCCAAGAUCGCAGGAGCACCCAACGAUGUCAUAGGAAUGACCGUCUUGAAGCGUGGUAUUUUCCAGGGUCUUGCUUCUUUACUCAUGCCCGCUAUCACGAUCCACACUGUCGUUCACCAAUCAGGAAAGAUUUUCAAGAAUAGCGCCAACGUUGCAUUGAAGAAAUGGGGACCUACCGCCCUCGGUCUUAUGGUUGUGCCGGCAUUGCCCAUCAUGUUCGAUCACCCCAUUGAGCACGCCGUCGACAGGGUCUUUGCCAUGCUAGAGGGUGGCGGAGGAAAGACUCUUCCUAUGGAGCCUGCAGAGAAAGAGAAGGUUUUGGAUGCCGUCCUCAACAAGGAGAAGACAGAGUAA
Messenger RNA from Linnemannia hyalina, 651 nucleotides. The record is from the annotation of a GenBank genome assembly. NCBI's taxonomy places the organism in Eukaryota, Fungi, Mortierellomycota, Mortierellomycetes, Mortierellales, Mortierellaceae.